UUGGAAACGAUCUAGAAACUUGAUACUACUUUUCAAUGGCUGUUGUACCACUUCAGACCAAACAUACUCUACGUCGCAUCACCAACAACAUCCCAACAAGUCACCGUCCGUCGCUUCUCCGUCUACGUUUCACGUGCUCAGUUACUACCACCACCAAGUCUAGCCCGAACCGUCAAAACCUUGUGGCUGUGAAUCCUCCUCUGUCCAACGACACAGCUUUGCGAUCUACAUGGUGCAACCGCUUAUGGGUUUCAGCUGGCUGCACUACCGUGUUUGUCUCUUUUGUCAAAUCUAUCAUUGGAGGGUUUGGUUCAAACCUUUGGCUCGAACCAGCUUUAGCCGGUUUUGCCGGUUACAUCUUAGCAGAUCUAGGCUCUGGAGUGUACCACUGGGCCACUGAUAACUACGGAGAUGGGUCAACGCCUCUCGUAGGAACCCACGUCCAAGAUUCUCUUGAUCACCACGAGUGCCCUUGGACAAUCACCGAACGGCAGUUUGCAGACAAUCUACACUUUCUGGCUCGUGGCACAACCUUGAUGGUUCUCCCACUAGACCUUGCAUUUGAUGACCAUGUGCUCCAUGGCUUUGUAAGCACGUUUGCGUUUUGCGUACUGUUUUGCCAGCAGUUUCAUGUUUGGGCUCAUGGGACCAAGAGCAAGCUUCCACCUCUUGUGGUCGCGUUGCAGGACACUGGACUGCUCGUGUCACGGACGCGGCACUUAGAUCAUCACCAAGCACCGUAUAACAACAAUUACUGCGUGGUGAGUGGGGUAUGGAAUAAGGUUUUGGAUGGGAGUAAGUUCUUUGAAGCGUUAGAGAUGGUGGUGUAUUUCAAGCUCGGGGUGAAGCCAAGGUCAUGGACCGAUCCAAACUCGGAUCAUUGAUUGUUUACAUAUAGAAUUGAAUCAUUUGUUUAGUGUUGUUUACUUUGACCAGUUUUGUGGUCAUGAAGGGGUCUGAUAGCACCUUUUGAAACGUUGGGUGUUAGUUAGCAACAUAAGAAAACAAAGUACAAAA
Messenger RNA from Raphanus sativus (radish), 1017 nucleotides. Its product is annotated as fatty acid desaturase 4-like 2, chloroplastic. The record is from RefSeq and is a predicted model, not a curated record. Lineage: Eukaryota; Viridiplantae; Streptophyta; Magnoliopsida; Brassicales; Brassicaceae. The coding region runs from base 36 to 884 and encodes 282 amino acids. The transcript has a single exon.